AUGGUCCAACAUAAAAUGAAGCAAAAGGCGACCCUACCCAAAGGCGUUAAGCAAAAAAUCAAGAAAACGAAACCCGUUGUACCUAAACGUGGUCAUAAUCUCUAUAUACCACCUAAGAAACAAAAGCUUAUUCAGCAGGACAAAGUAGCGGCAGAAGUAACGAAAAUUAUUAACGAGAAGAAUGAGGAGAUGGUAAAGGGUCGAGCAGAUACCGCUGUUGGUCGCAAUAAGACAGACUGA
Necator americanus (New World hookworm) is the source of this 240-nucleotide messenger RNA. RefSeq lists its product as uncharacterized. The transcript is spliced from 3 exons. The record is from RefSeq and is a predicted model, not a curated record. The coding region runs from base 1 to 240 and encodes 79 amino acids. NCBI's taxonomy places the organism in Eukaryota, Metazoa, Nematoda, Chromadorea, Rhabditida, Ancylostomatidae.